AGCAGAUCCCAUAAGUCGUGGCCACAGAUCCACUGAUCCCAUGAGUCAUCCGAUGGCCUCGUCGUCAUCGCAGCCGCAGACGUCUUCGGGUCAGUCGUCUUCGUCGCACCAAUACGUGAGCCAACACUCGGCGCCCAACGCUUCCGGAGGUCACCACUCGUCGCAACACUCGUCCGAAGGCCACCAUUCGGGCCAUUCCUCCAGAGAGUCGGUCUCGUCGUCCCGGGGCUCAAGACAUUCGUCCUCAUCGCUCACCACUGGUAUUAUCCGCACUCAGACCGCGUGGUUCCAGAAGAAAGUCCACUUACGGCCGGUGCUCAGGGGCUGUCACCUCGUCACCGACGAGCUCACCAAACAGAUCCCGGAGCUCAACGAAUUCCAGUGUGGCAUCUGUCACAUCCACAUAAUGCACACAUCGGCGAGUUUGGCCAUUAAUGAGAAUUGGGAUCCAGACGUUCGCGAAGAUAUGGAAAUGUUUCUCUCGAGACUUAUUCCUGAAACCACUCCAUUCCGUCACUCGUGUGAAGGACCCGACGAUAUGCCGGCGCACAUCAAAGCCUGUUUUCUGGGCUCAUCCCUAACCAUACCAGUGAGUGACGGCAAACUGAACUUAGGCACGUGGCAGGGGGUCUGGCUCUGUGAACACCGCAACCGCGCCGGCAGUCGCAAAGUGACGGUCACUAUUACGGGCGCACUAAAGCCCGGCGCGUGAUUACUGUCCACAACAUAAGUUACAAAUUGCGACAAAUGUUUAGUU
Oppiella nova is the source of this 757-nucleotide messenger RNA. The record is from the annotation of a GenBank genome assembly. NCBI's taxonomy places the organism in Eukaryota, Metazoa, Arthropoda, Arachnida, Sarcoptiformes, Oppiidae.